Musa acuminata subsp. malaccensis (wild Malaysian banana) is the source of this 1399-nucleotide messenger RNA. Its product is annotated as nudix hydrolase 2. Gene Ontology annotation, molecular function: NAD binding; ADP-ribose diphosphatase activity; NADH pyrophosphatase activity. Lineage: Eukaryota; Viridiplantae; Streptophyta; Magnoliopsida; Zingiberales; Musaceae. The record is from RefSeq and is a predicted model, not a curated record.
GAGUGGUUCCCGUGCCGCCGCUGAUUCGGUUGCGGGCCGCAAUAGCUAAUCGCAUCAUCACGUCAUUGGCUUAGGGUUGUCGUUUAGAGAAUUGCCUUUGGUUUCGUCUGUUGAAGCGAUGAUCCGAUCCUAACGUCCCGAUCUACACGCGCUCGCUACCAUCGGCCUUUUCAUCGCCUGAAUCGCUGCCGACGGAUCCUCUCUCGUGGUCGACAGGCUUGCCGAUACUUCGAUUUCGGUCCUCCUUCGUUUUCGUGGUUCUAGGAGGGCUGCAAAACUAUUCAGGAACAGAUUUAUGUCGAUUUUAGUGAAUCAGUCAUCCGUUUUGGGUCCAGAAUUGACUGAUGAUGUAGAGGUUGCUCUGCUGUCUGCAGUCGAUGAUGACCAUGGAGGUGUCAUUGUUGAAUUGAAGGAACCAAUGGACCCUGCAGCUUUCCAUACUUCGUUAAGAGCAUCUAUAAGUAAUUGGAAGAAGCAGGGAAUAAAAGGUGCUUGGAUUAAAUUGCCUAUUCAACUUGCAAAUCUUGUUGAAGCUUGUGUUAAGGAGGGAUUUUGGUACCACCAUGCUGAACCCAGUUACUUGAUGCUUGUUUGUUGGCUUCCUAAUACCGAACAUACCAUACCUGUAAAUGCCUCACAUAGAGUGGGAGUUGGAGCUUUUGUAAUGAAUGAUAAAAGAGAGGUUUUGGUGGUCCAAGAAAAGAAUGGCAUACUUAGAGGUUUAGGUCUAUGGAAGUUUCCCACAGGAGUUGUUGAACAAGGUGAAGAUAUUCAUGCUGGAGUAAUAAGGGAAGUAAAAGAAGAGACAGGAGUUGACACUGAAUUUAUUGAAGUUCUUGCAUUCAGGCAGAGCCACAAGUCGUUCUUUGGGAAGUCAGAUUUAUUCUUUGUGUGCAUGCUACGCCCUCUUUCACACGACAUUUAUCCUCAAGAAUUAGAGAUCGAAGCUGCCCAGUGGAUGCCAGUGGAGGAAUAUGCAGCACAACCUCUCGUCCAGAAACAUGAGCUAUUAAAGUAUAUUCUUGAUGUCGGCAUGGCAAAGAUCGACAAGAGCUAUUCUGGCUUCUCGCCAGUUUCCGCGAAGGCACCAUUCUCUGGUUCACAGGGCCAUCUCUAUCUAAACAGCAGGGACUUGAACCUGCCAAGAACUGUCAACAUGUCUUAGAGAUGUUAAUUGUCUGUGAGUUCAUUGUAUUCAUGCUUCUUCAUUAUUCUCUAGUCACAUGCAAUUUAUUAUCAGGCGAUACAUGUUUUUUGUGGGUUCUGUUUCUAGCAUCAAACUUAUUGACAGUCUUCGUGAUAUCUAUCUGUAAGUUCGAACCAUAACUUUCCUUUCAGAUGUAAUUGGAUGAUUUAAUGACGCAUGAAGAUAAUGUGACUGCAGGUGCUGAGUCUAAAA